GCCAACGCUGGAAGCCUCUCGCUCUUAUUUCACGUAUUGUCGAUCCGUUCAUCGUAAAUUAAUUCGAAUGUAAUUUCGAUAAUUUUUGCGAAAAUCAAGCUGAGGUAGAAACGAGCUUUCAAUUCCUCGAAUAAUUGCCAAGUGUAUAUCCAAAUGUACUUAUACUUUAUUCGCGCAUACCUAUUGUAUUUAUCCCUUUUGUCGCACAAUCGACUCUUCCUAUUCAAUUCGCGAGGAAAUUAGUGACGUCUACAUUUCUCAUUUUGACAACUCAUGGCUAACGUUGUUUGUCGUCAGUGUCGUUACUCAAUUUUCAGCUGUAUGUAUCUACACUUCUCUCAUUUCAUUGUCAAAUAAGAUACCUACAUAUAUCUUGGCUUUAAGGAGAGAACAGAAUGUAGAAUCUAUAAAAAAAUGCUGAAUAAACAAAAUAAAGGAACACUGUUGUUUAUUAGACUUCGAGCUCCGCAAAUGAAAUUACUUAACACAAUGACGGCAAUGACAGGCACGAGAUGAGACAAAUAUAGGUUAGAAUAUAGGUUAGAAAGAGAAAGAGAGAAGGUGAAAAAAGUGUAGAGAGUGUAAUUGAAACGUAAAUCCGAUUCCGAUGUUUUCGCGUCGUGAGGUUUAGGUUGUGCGUGUUGCGUGAUCGAUCGCGCACGUUGCAUUUCGCGUUCGCGAUCGUGGAGGCUCGACGAGGAAUCAGCGGAGGAGAUCGGCGACAAAGCGAACGGGAAAAGGGAGCCGUACUGGCGGAGAGACUGCGAGGAACGAGCGUUGGAUGUGACAGCGACAGCACACACGACAACCGUCACGAGCAUCAUGUCGGCUGCUAAAUACAUCUUGACAGUCGACGUGCAGAUCGGUUAGGCGGUGACAGGAGGAUCUCGGCCACCGAUUCCGAGACCGCGCCUCGCCGUCACGCCUCGUCGCCCCGGAGGAUGUCAUGCAUAAAACAUGAGCUGGUUUGACGCCGCAGGAUUUGCCAAUUUGGCAAAGUCCGCUCUGAAGGGAGCUCAGAAGACCAUAGACAAGGCCCUGGAUAUCAAGGAGGAAGAACCGAAGGUGAUUCAGUCGCGUCCAGACGAAUCUUCAGAUUUUUUCGCGAGUUGGGGAUUGCAGAAUGAAGAGGGGGCCAACAAACGAGAAGGCGAUCCACAGAAGCAACAAAAUUCGAGCAGUAUUUGGGGUAGCUUCACAGGCUCGUUUUUUGAGCCUCCAAAGAUUAUAGAUGGGAAUGGAUGGAAGGCUGUCAAGCAUUCCAAAUCCUUGCAAAGCACUACUGAUCAAGAUGAACACCAACAUGGCAUAGUGUCUUCUACUUCCGCCCCUGAAAAAUUGGCAACAAAAGACUUAAAGUCCACGAUAGCAAAGAGCGAAUCUGUACAUAAGGAGGAUAAAGGAGAGUCUAGUGCUGUCAGUGAGUCUGUAAAUAUUAAUCGUAGCAUGUCUAAAGAAUCUAACGAUAAAACUGCGUCGGAAUCUUGUAUAUUAUCAGAACAGUCAUCUUUGGACAAUGUCGUUUCUAUUAGUACCGAUACGAUUAAAAGUGCCAGUUUGGACUUGGAACAAUUGUACUGUGCGCCAACGGUGGACGAUACCGAUAGUGAUUCCACUAACGGGGAAGAAGCUGAACAGUCUGACAAUGAAGUGGCAUCAGAAAGCAACGAUAUCAAUACGUCGAGUCCCACUAAUGUGUUCCACAAAGUACCUAACGUUUCCUCCGAGAGCGACAAGAAGAGCAUGGAGAGCGUGGAGAUACUUGGUUCGCAAUCCAACACCGAUUGCACCACCACACCAGAGUCGGAUCUCAAUUCCGUUACUAAUUCGUUAAGUCCCUCCAUCGUCGAUAUCAAGGUGAAUUCCGAAUCGGUCGAGAUACUGCCGGACAGUCUGGUAACGUCACCGAGUUCCGUGGAGAUCCUGGGAGAUUGGAAAAGCGACAGCAGCCCCUAUCUAUCGCCGAUAGAUCCAAAGAAUUUGGAGUCCUCUCCUAUCCUGAGUGGAGACGAAUGUGCCACUCCGUGCAUAGACUGUACCAACAUGUUGCAUCCGCCGAGUAGAGAUCCAGCGGAAGCUUCAUCAUCCGACAUCUCUCCGUACGAAUCUCCGAUGGAGGAGGUGAAAACAUUGAAUGUCAGUCCAUAUCCUCACAGCAUUGACAGCACACCGUCACCCAAUGCGUUUUCUAGCUCGGACACGAAUAAAAGUUUAUUGCACGCAACGGACAGCUCAAAAACUUCCCCUGAAAGCGUCGAGGUGAUACCGGACGUAGACGAGACGGACGAGAUGAGCCUGGCCGAAGAUUCUUACACCUCGGCUUCCGAGGGUACAGUCAUGACGGUACUUGAGCCGUUACAACAAUUGGACAAAAAUAAGAUGGAAUUGGCCGAUAUGAAUGUGAAGAUAAAGAUGCACGAUUCGUGUCCGGAUGACAGGCAAACGUCGGCAAAGGUUUGCAUGGAGAGCAAGUUAAAUUUGAGCCUUGAUUCGCUCAAGGAGAAACAUAAUUUACAUCUGACACUCGAGCCGAUUACUACACAGCCAAUUCGCAAGUUGGAUCAUUUGGAAGGAGUAAAUGAGAAAUCGGACGUUUCCACCUUUUCCCAAUUAAUGAGUACCACUAUAGAACCACCGGAUCCAGAUAGCCAAGUCGAAAGCAUGGAAGAAACAAAAAUGGUCGAGAGCACUGAUCAAUAUUUAAUAUCAACCGAUUCAAGCAGGGAAGGUACCUUGAUAGAGAGCAGUUCGGAGGAUAACGCAACAUUACUUUGUACGAGCGAUUCCAAAGUCCUGGAGACGCCUUUGACUACUAGUUCUUAUGUGAAGACUAUGCUAGCUGACGCUAUGGUCGAAAAGGGUGAAAUAAUCGAUAUGGAGACUCAUUGCACGGAAGUACCUCGAGAAAAUUCGCCUAUAUCGUCAGAAAGCCGUUCCGAUCUUGUAAAAAUUGGAUCUGAUCAAGCCAGUGGACAUACAAGUGGAGACGAAUUAGAAACUACAACAUCAAGCGACAUUGAAAUAAUAUCUAGUCCUAAUGGAGAUUCAAGUUCGACCCAAUCGCGACAGAGCCCGGCGAAAUUGCAGUUAAGUAAAAGCGGUGAUUUGCUAACGAAAACUUUAAAGACCCGGGGUCAUUCUCGAGAAUUGAGCGAAAUCAGCAUAGGGUCGGAUGAAGCGAAUAUGGAAAUUGAAAAACUGUUGAAACGUGUGCAGGAGAUGACCGAGAUUUUAGAAGCGAGAGAAUCGAAGUUAAUCGACAUAAGCAGGAUAAAUAUGGAAUUACAUGAACAAAACACAAAUUUAAUAAAACAGCUUGAGAAUUUUGAAAAACAUGCGGAGCAAAAUCAAAAUAUAAAUCAAAUCACGGAUGAAUAUACGCAGCGUCUGUCGGCACUGGAGAGGAAAUUUCAGCAGGCGAUAAGGGAACGCGAUCAGUUGAGGAAAAAUUUAGAUCAGUUGAAGUUAGAGGCGGCUUCGCGUUUAUCGUCGCAGGAGAUGUCUAACAUAAACGCCGAGAAGGAUGAAAUCAUAAAGGAGCUUCGUGAAGAGGGCGAAAAACUCAGUAAACAACAACUUCAACAUAGCAACAUUAUAAAAAAGCUGCGCGUAAAGGAGAAAGAGACUGAUGCAACGAUAAAGAGUCAAAAAGAGCAAGUAGAGGAACAGAAUACAGAAUUGGAGAGAUUGAAACGAUCGCUGCAUGCGAAAGAGGAGGUAGAGCGGAGUCAAAUAGAAGCCGUUCACACGUUGACGGCGAAAACUAAAAAGCAAGAAAAGGAGAUAUUAACGUUACAAGAAAAGUUGGACAAUGCGGUACAUAAGAUGGAGGCCUAUAAAAAGAGCUUGGAUGCUGCAAAAGUGGACUUAACAGAAACGAAGAAAAAGUUGCUAGCCACUGAAGAGGAAUUAAAAGAAGCUGUGGAUAACGCAGGCGAAUCGUGCCAACUGUUUGCACAAGUGGAGGAUUUAAAAUUGAAAUACCGUCAAGCUGAAGAAGCUCACGUCAAAAGGGAAGAGUUUUUCAAACACGAAAACAACGAAUUACUUAAACGAUUAGAAGCCGCAGAAGCCAGAAGUGAAGAGUUAUCCGAAUCCGUCUCGGUAGCAACAAAACCUUUACUAAGGCAGAUAGAACAGCUUCAAGCGAACUUACUGCAUAAAUCCAACAGCUUCAUGAAGCAGGAGAAGAUUUUAUCGGAGAAAAAUAUCGAAUUGCAGUCAAAAAUCGAGAAUUUAAUCGAGAUGGAUCGCCUUUUGAGAGAAGAGAAUAUUAAUCUGAAAUCCAAAGAGUCGCAUUUGGAAUCGAAACUCAAUGUAAAAGAGAAAGAAAGGUCGCAAUUGCAGGAAUUUCAUGAUAUAUUAAAAGAGGAGAACAAGAGAUUAUUAGAGCAAAAUAAAGAACAGCAAGAUGCGAUAAACACCCUCGAGCAGACACAUUCCAGUCAUAUACAGGAAUUGAAGAGAGAAAUAAACGCACUUGAGAAUACAUUAGCUAUCGAGAAGGCAGCGACUGACGCAGAACGGAGAAGAAAUAACGCAAUAUUGGAACAGCAGCAAAAUACCGACGAGGAAUCACGAUUUAGUCCUACUCUCAGUAUUGGACAAGAAUCCGUCAGCAGUGCAAAUAGUGCCUGGCCGGGUUUUAGCGAUUCAGUAUUUGAUAAUAACUCCGGCAGAUUUCCUCCAAUACCUUACGAAAGCAUCAUAACGGGUUCGAAUAGUACAUCGAUUUUCGAGAACUUGCAAGCGCAAUUGAAACAGAGAGAUGGUGAAAUACAGCAACUUCAGUGGGAAUUGUCUCGACGAAACGCAGAGAGGGACGCACUGAAUUCGGAAUUGGCAACGUUAACUUUGAAGGUCGAGGACUUGAGUGCCAGCGUCGCGGAAGCGCGGGCGCUCAACGAGAGUCUUAACGAGACGCAAACCAGAUACGACGCGUUGUUGCAGAUGUACGGCGAAAAGGUCGAGGAGAAUCAGGAGUUGCGGCUGGACCUCGAGGACGUUAAGGAGAUGUACAAAAUGCAAAUUGAUCAACUUCUGAAACGGCAGAAUUAACUUGGUUGGAAAUGCAAAAUUGAUCAGAAACGAAGACUUAUUGCGCGCAGCCUACAAUUCUCUCUAGGAAACUUCAAUUACACAUACACACGCACGUUCGGCACGUUCUAUCACAUAAUCAUUUCGUCUGUUUCUAGCGAGAUCCGGCAUACAGUGAAGUUUUAUAGCGGAUAACUUUAAUACACAUAGUCCGGCGUAGGAGAUGUAUAUUUAUAUUAUCUAACGCAAACAUAUGCGGAAAUUUGUGAUAAAGGAUUUAGAUGCCCGAUAAGAUUUCAAAUGAAAUUAUUUCUGUGAAGUUAUAUAUAAAUAUAUUUAUUUUAUUGAGGAUCAGAGGUGAGAGAGAUCUAAAAAAAAAAAUGAAUCGGAAGUAUCCAAAUUUGACAAGUCUUUUUCUUCCGCAGUUGUUACAGUUAUUAGUAUUCCUUGUAUAGUUAUUGUUUCAUGUGUUUCAAUUUUAAUUUAAUAUCAGGGAGGAUCAUGUGAUAUUGGAUUGUAUUAUAUAAUGUUUAAAUAUGAUAUUAAUAUGUAUAUAAUAUAAUGAAAAAAUGUACUUUAUCAUUUAAAUAUAGUGAUAUAUAAACCAUUAAUGACUUCUCUAUUGUGUGCAGCAGAUCACACAUAAAUUAGGAAUAUCGGGUCCAUAUUUUUGAUAUUUAUGUAAGCAUAAAUGAAAAUGCAUUGCGUCGAACAUGUAAUUUCUCUAUAAAUAAUAUCUCUGUAAUACGCUUCAAUAUUACGUGGUUGGGAUUUACGAUGCA
Molecule: messenger RNA, 5819 nt
Organism: Wasmannia auropunctata (little fire ant)
Lineage: Eukaryota; Metazoa; Arthropoda; Insecta; Hymenoptera; Formicidae
Gene: Tmf
Product: TATA element modulatory factor
Exons: 11
Coding region: 958-5058 (1366 amino acids)
Cellular component (GO): endoplasmic reticulum; Golgi apparatus
Source: RefSeq, a predicted model, not a curated record